Messenger RNA from Fusarium oxysporum Fo47, 2461 nucleotides. RefSeq names its product Zn(II)2Cys6 transcription factor domain-containing protein. Lineage: Eukaryota; Fungi; Ascomycota; Sordariomycetes; Hypocreales; Nectriaceae. Bases 335 to 2329 code for a protein of 664 amino acids. The record is from RefSeq and is a predicted model, not a curated record. Gene Ontology annotation, molecular function: DNA-binding transcription factor activity, RNA polymerase II-specific; zinc ion binding. Gene Ontology annotation, biological process: regulation of DNA-templated transcription. The transcript is spliced from 2 exons.
AAUUACGAUACCCCAGACCAGGCCAUAUCACUUCGGGGACAAUCCAUCAUAUCACACAAACACUCCGCACUUCCCGGGUUCCUAGCCGCCUCUGUCGAUCCCCGCCAACAGUUACCGUCACCCCUUGGAACCUAUCUUAAGCCAAGAGCUUCUUAGACGACCUACACACGGUCUUUUUGACCUUGCCGUGAUAGCUCUCUAACUAAUAGGUGCCCAUCAUGUCAUGACUGCCAAAGCGCCAUCCCUUUUGACCUCGCAUUCUCUUAUCUUGACUUGAUAAGUUUGGGCAUCUAAUUACGAGGCCGUGCGUCUUGCCUCUUUUAUACGAGCCGUCAUGGUAUAUUGCGGGAAGCCCUCUGGUGGCUGCUCCACCUGCCGCCGUCGCAAGAUUCGGUGUGACCAAAAGGAGCCGGCAUGCACGCAAUGCGAGAAGAAGAAUCAGCCAUGCCCCGGCUAUCGCAAUCUCGUUGAUCUCAUGUUUAGAGAUGAAAGCUCCCAUGUUAUUAAGAAAGCGGUCAAGACACGGGCUCGAUCUAAUCGAUCACAAAAGAGUCCUGUUAGCCAGGAGCUCGCCUCGGCCUCAACAUCUCCCCCACCAUCCGUUGUGACUAUCAAGUCACCACCGACGUUCACCAUUGACCCGAGGUCCAGUGCAGCCCCUGCCCCUGCCACCAAGACAGAGAAAUCGACCAAGGUCAAGGUCAGACGUGCUCGGAAAUCUAACACUCGUUGCCGGGCGCCUGUCCUCUCCGCUUUGAUUAACGACUGGAGCCGGUCUCCAUCGGAAACCUCUCAUGAAAGCCCGGGUGAUGCCAACGAUGUCAUUGGUCCAAGUGAACCAACUGAAGGUCGCGAUCACUUGGAUGGUGCUCUAUCACCCGAACUACAAGACCAGGGCACUGCUUUCUUCUUCUCUCGCUACGUUGUAGCCGACAGAGGCUCCUAUCAAAACUAUGCUUUCAUAUAUGAUGUAUGGAAACCUCCGGACUCGGCGCAGGCUCAAGUUGAUCCAGUCACUGUCAGUAUGACAGCUGUCGGACUUGCAGGAUGCUCACAGGUUUUUCGAUCACCAGAUCUUAUGACACGGGCACAAGAGAGCUAUGCUAUCGCCCUCGGAUUGACGCACCGUGCACUUCGCGACCCAAUUGAAGUUGUAAAAGACACAACCAUGCUCGCCGUUUUGAUACUCGGCACUUUCGAGUUUGUUUCGGGAUACAGUUCCCAUACGAUGCGUGCCUGGCAAGACCACGUUAACGGAGCUGCUGCCCUGGCAAACAUCAGAGGUGCUGCCCAGUUUCGAAGCAAAGCUGGUGCUCGCAUGUUUCUCAUGCUUUGCCAUACAGUUCUUAUAAGCUGCAUACAGAGCGGCCUACCAAUGCCACAAACACUAAUAGACCUCCGACACGAGAUUCCCCCUUCCGAAGAACUUGGAGGACCUGACUUUCAUGUGGCAUACCCCAUAUACAAAGCACUACAGGUGCGCUACGAUAUCAACACGAGAAAACUAGUCGAUCUUGAUGAUGUGGUCACCGCCAUAUCAAAUGUUGAAGAGGAAUUUUCAUCGAUACUGUCCGGACUGCCAGAAUCUUGGAAGUACCAUCGCGUACAGCUGACGCAACCGGACCCUCGAGUAUCAGGACAAAUAUGCCACGUCUAUGCUGGGCUUCUUCAAUCCACCACUUGGAAUAUGGUGCGCGGGAUAAGGAUGAUGCUGCUAGAAACACUCGUCGAGCAGCUUUGCGCUGCCUCGGAAUCGGCUGACCGCACUGUACUGUCAGACAAUCAUUUCGAGUUACUUGCCAAAUCUCUCAAAGUGUUGGAUAUGCUAGGACAAUCAAUUGCAGCCAGCGUUCCCCAGCACCUCGGAGUUGUCAGUAUCCGGGACAUAAGCAACAGGAAGGACCAAGGGCACACGGUUUCGAUUGCUGCCAAGAAACAAGCAUGCCGUGUUAUAUCGUCGCCGUUUGCGCAAGACUCUCGAGUCGGCCCGGGAGAGGAUACAUCCAGCAGCGGUGGUAGUCCGGUACUAUUUGAUCCAACGCAGUCGACGCCUCACACCGACGAUGCCACUCGUUUCAUGAGCCUUGCGUCGGCAAACAAUACCAUCAUCUGGCCGUUGUACAUGCUCGGUAUGUCAUCGGCAUGUUCGCCAGAAACAAAACAAUAUGCCAUCGAGGGCCUGCAAGCUAUCCACAGAGAAGCUGGUCUGGAGCAAGCGCGUGUGGUUGCGGGACUAUUGCAGGAGAAGGAUAACCCCCCUACUCUUAGCCCAUCACUUCUCAGCAAGCUUCCCACGGUUGACGCAAACGCUCUACCCUCAACAGUCUAAUCCAUCUGCACGCCGAGCCUGACUUGAGUGUGCGAUAGUUAGAUACGCUUCCCAUUACUUUUCACAAUUCGAUUGGGCAUCAAAUUGAGACAUAUGGCGACACGUUGUAUGUCAUGGUUGUAAUACCAACGG